AUGGACUCGGCACUGCUUGGGGACCUUGCGAUGCGGGACGAUCUGGCGGCUCUCCUCCGCGAGAGCGAAGCGUCUCGCCUGGGAUUGGACGUUCAUGGGUACCAAGCAAUCGUCACCGCCUGCGCCCGGGCCGCGCAGUGGCGAGAAGCCCUCCAAGUUUUGGACCAGAUGCAAUGGGACAGCAUCCAGCCCAACUUGAGCAGCUGCAACAGCGCCAUCAGCGCCUGUGGGCGUGGCAGCUGCUGGCCAGGAGCCCUGGCCCUCCUCCAAGAGCUCCGUGCACGGAAGACUCGGGUGGACUUGGUCGGCCUGAACGCGACGGCCAAGGCCCUGGCGAAAGCGAGUCGCUGGCGCCAGGUCCUUGCCUUGCUGGAUUCACUUCGAGAGGAGGGCAUUGAGCCCGAUGUUGUGACCUACACCGUGCUCAUGGAGGCGGCACAGAGGAGCAGAAGUUGGUCCAGAGCCUUUGACGCCCUUCACGAGCUGCGGCAGCGACAGCUGCAAGCAGAUGCGAUUUGCUUCACUGCGCUGCUGUCCGCAGUUCAGGGUGGCGCGCAGUGGCGGCUGGCACGGGAGGUGCUGGCAGACAUGGCGAGGACCCGAGUGCAGUGCGACCUCAUCAGCUACAAUGCUGCACUGGCCGCUUCUCAGGAGGGCCCUUGGUGGUUAGCAGUGGGGCUCCUCGAUGAAUUGCGGAGCAGCACGGUCUCUCCAGACGUUGUCAGCUUCAACGCCACCAUCACAGCCUGCCUAAAAAGCGAGCGCUGGCAGCAAGGACUCCACCUCCUAGAGGUGCUACGAGACCAACAUCUGCAGCCGACCUCUGCCACCUUUGAUGCCGCCACGAGCGCAUGCGAAAAGGGUACAAGGUGGCUCGCAGCCUUGUCAUUCCUGCGAGCGCGCUGGUCGAAGGCAGAGAAGGCCGAUUCCCAUGGCAGCCGUUCCUUCAGAGGCGAGUCGCCCCUGUUGCAGAUGCGCCUGAACGCCUUCUGGUCGGCGACGCGGGCCUGCGAAAAGGCGCUUGCUUGGGAGACCGCGCUUUCCCUGCUUGGCGAGGCAUCCGAUCUGUCAAUCCACUGCGAUGAGACUGCCUUCUGUUCCGCGAUUCUGGCAUGCGCGAGCGCGCGCGAAUGGCAGAAGUCUCUUGAGGCUUGGAACGAGAUGUGCCGCCGGGGCAUUCGGCCCAGCUGCUCGAGCCGGACGCUGGUGAGAAAGAAGCUGGGAGCUGAAGAUGCACCUGGUCGCAGCCUGAGGAGUUGGAGCAGAGAUGCCUCUGGCAACAGCAGAUGGAGUUGCUGCAUCCCUUGA
Symbiodinium natans is the source of this 1308-nucleotide messenger RNA. NCBI's taxonomy places the organism in Eukaryota, Dinophyceae, Suessiales, Symbiodiniaceae. The record is from the annotation of a GenBank genome assembly.